GUGGGGGUGGUGCUGGUGCGGAGCUCCGCGAAGUGGCGGGCCUUGGCCGGGCGGUGAUGUCGCUUGUGCUGCUGAGCCUGGCCGCGCUGUGCAGGAGCGCCUUGCCCCGAGAGCCGACUGUUCAAUGCGGCUCUGAAACGGGGCCAUCUCCAGAGUGGCUGGUCCAGCACACCCUGACCCCAGGGGAUUUGAGGGACCUCCGAGUGGAACCUGUUACGACCAAGGUUGCAGUGGAGGACUACUCGGUUUUGAUGAACGUAAGCUGGGUUCUCCGGGCAGAUGCCAGCAUCCGCGUGCUGAAGGCCACCAAGAUCUGCGUGACGGGCAAAAGCAGCCUGCAGUCCUAUAGCUGUGUGCGGUGCAAUUACACAGAGGCCUUCCAGAGUCAGACCAGAUCCUCGGGGCACAAAUGGGCGUUUUCCUACGUGGGCUUCCCUGUGGAGCUGAACACACUGUACUUCAUCGGGGCCCAUAACAUCCCCAACGCAAACAUGAACGGAGAUGGCCCUUCUCUGUCAGUGAACUUCACCUCCCCAGGCUGCCUAGACCACAUCAUGAAAUAUAAAAAGAAGUGCAUCGAGGCAGGCAGUCUGUGGGAUCCCAACAUCACCGCCUGUAAGAAGAACGAGACGACAGUCCAAGUGAAGUUUACGACGAGUCUCCUUGGCAACAAGUACAUGGCUCUUGUGCGUCAGGGCGCCGUGAUUGGGUUUUCCACCGUGCUGGAGGACAAGCUGACACGGACGUCGGUGGAGGUUCCAGUGAGAGGCGACAGCCACGGUGCCGUGGUUCAGCUGACCCCGUAUUUCCGCACCUGUGGCAACGACUGCAUCCGACGCAAAGGAACUGUUGUGCUUUGCCCACAGCCAGACACCCCCAGCCUCCCAGACACCAGCAGAAGCGUGCUAGGAAGCUGGCUCCCUCUCCUCCUCCUGCCGCUGCUGGUGGCCGUGUGGGUGCUGGCAGCUGGGAUCUGUCUAAGGUGGAGGCACGGCAGGACCCAGAUGGCUUCCUUUCCAGCCACCACGCUGCUGCCCCGCGCCAAGGUUGUUGUGGUUUACCCGUCUGAAGUCUGUUUCCAUCACACCGUCUGUGGCUUCGCGGAGUUUCUCCAGAGCCACUGCAGAAGUGAGGUCAUCCUUGACAAGUGGCAGCAGCAGAAGGUCGCGGAGCUGGGUCCCGUGCUGUGGCUCACCACUGAGAAGCAGGCCGCCGACAGGGUCAUCUUCCUGCUCUCCAACGAGCUCAGCGCCCAGUGUGACGGCACCUGUGCGGGGGGCGAGGGCGGCCCCCAGAGGGGCUCCCAGGACCUGUUCGUCCUCGCCUAUAACCUGCUCUGCAGCGAUAUAGGGAGCCAGACGCACGCGUGCAAGUACCUGGUGGUCUACUUCAGCCAGCCUCCCGCCGCGGCCGGUUACAGCGCUCUCCGGCUCUGCCCCCGGUUCCACCUCUGGAGGGACGCGGCCGCCCUGCGCACGCAGCUCCUUCGCGUCACGCAGCAGGGGCCGGUGGGCUGCUCCUCCCUGUAGCUCAGCCCAGACAGGCCUUCCUGCCCCACCAGCUCCAGGGACAACAAGCACCUGCGGCGACCCUGAGGUUCCUGCUUCAGCAGCAGGAACAGAGAGCAUUCCUGACCCAAAACACGCAGGCCUGCCUCCAGUGAGUGGGACGGGCCGGGCCGGCGGAUCCCACAACAUUGUUACAAGUAUUGCCACACGCUAUACUGUGAAUGAAAGGAUUGAAACUGUAACUGCAAAAAAAUCAAUUUUGUCCCCCAAAUCAAGAAUAAUUAUUAAUGGACGCUGGCAUAGUGGUGCAACACCAGCAUCCCCUGCUCUGUUUCUGACCCAGUUCCCUGCUAAUGCACCUGAGGGAGAGCAAGCGGAAGAUGGCCCAAGUGCUUGGGCCCCUGCACCCCAGGGAGGUGGGAGACUCAAUGAAGUGCCUGGCUUCAGGCCCGACGUAUGCAGCCAUUUGGGGAGUAAACCAGGACGAUUUCUCUCUCUCUCUCUCUGCCUUUCAAAUAAAUAAAUCUUUUAAAAAAUAGUUGUAAGUGAAAACUAUAACCACCCUGACAAUGGAGUAACAAAGCAUCGUCCAUGAAUCUCCAGGCUUCAGCAGUCCAGGCAUAGCACUGCAGGCUUAACUGUGUAGUGCUGCAGCAUUCUAAGUUGAAUGAGUGACUACUAGGACUCAGCACUGUAGAGUAGUGGGUAAAGCCGCCACCUGUGAUGCUGGCAUCCCAUAUGGAUGCUGGUUCAACUCCUGGCUGCUCCACUUCCCAUCCAGUUCCUUGCCCAUGGCCUGGGAAAAGCAGAAGAUGGCCCGAGUGCUUGCACCCCUGUGACCCAUGUGGGAGACCCAGAAGAAGUUCCAGGCUCCUGGCUUCAGCCUGGCCCAGAGCUGGCUGUGGCGGCCAUCUGGGGCAUGAACCAGUGGAUGGAAGAUGUCUCUCUAACUCUGACUUUUAAAUAAAUAAACGAAUCUUAAAAAAAAAAAAAAAAAAAAAAAAAAAAAAAAAAAAACAACAACAACAACGGAAAAAGUGGUUACUAAAGAAGCCUUCACUAAUUCAUUGAGUAGCUACUUCAGUGAAAAAUUCUAGGUUCUGCACAACAGUCUUUGAGAUAAGCAAGCAGAGCCCACCUGUGCUGACCAGCUGGCCUGGUGUAUGUGUGUGGGACCUUUCCAAGCUGGAGUCCCCUCCCAACGCCCGUACAGGCGACUUCCAGCAAAGCGCAUCACCUGCAGGCUGCGUAUCCAUUGUGCCCACUUAUCUAUGAGAGAGCACUGUCAGAGUUCUGUUUCCUGCUUAUUACAGGCUUUGUGUUCAAGUCAAAAACAACUUGAAGUUAAAAGUUAGCCCUCUUGGCCGGCACUGCAGCUCACUAGGCUAAUCCUCUGCCUGCGGCGCCGUCACCCCAGGUUCUAGUCCCGGUCGGGGCGCCGAAUUCUGUCCCGGUCACUCCUCUUCCUGUCCAGCUCUCUGCUCUGGCCCAGGAGUGCAGUGGAGGAUGGCCCAAGUGCUUGGGCUCUGCACCCCAUGGGAGACCAGGAGAAGCACCUGGCUCCAGGCUUCAGAUCAGUGCAGUGCGCCGGCCGCAGCGCGCCGGCCGCAGUGGCCACUGGGGGGUGAACCAACAGAAAAAGGAAGACCUUUCUCUCUGUCUCUCUCUCUCUCUCAUUGUCCACUCUGCCUGUCAGAAAAAAAAAAAUAAAUAAAUAAAUAAAUAAGCCCUCUUGAAGUAAUCUGUAUUUGAAAACGAGUUACGAUGAGGGUUCAUUUAAGUCAAAGGCAGAAAGCACCACGGAGUUAGAGAACAGAGGUAUGUACGGUACUUUAAGACCUCCCUCCAGGUGCCAGCACUGUGGCAGCAGGUUAGGCCGCCACCUGCCGUACCGGCAUCUCAUAUGAGAUCCCCACUGCUCCACUUCCAACCCAGCUCCCUCCUAUUGCAGCUGGGAAAGCAGCAGAUGCUGGCCCAAGUGCUUUUGUCCCUGCUACCCACAUAAGAGACCCGGAUGAACUUCCAGGCUCCUGGGUUUGGCCUGGCCCAGCCCCGUCCAUUGUGGUCCUUUGGGGAACAAAGGGAAGA
Molecule: messenger RNA, 3596 nt
Organism: Oryctolagus cuniculus (rabbit)
Lineage: Eukaryota; Metazoa; Chordata; Mammalia; Lagomorpha; Leporidae
Gene: IL17RB
Product: interleukin 17 receptor B
Molecular function (GO): interleukin-17 receptor activity
Source: RefSeq, a predicted model, not a curated record